AUGCAACCAUCUUUAGAAAAUAUUCCUGACGUCGGCGUCGCUAAAAAUUUGGACACUACUGAAAAUCUUAAUCAGGCACCAUUUUGUUCGGCCCACUCUGAUUCAAAUACAGUCUCUGCUGAAGAACCCGAAUCCAUCAGCCAAUCAGUUAACGCAGAACCUUUUGGUUCAGAUGACUCCAUUAAAGAUGUAGACUAUCUUCCCAGUGACCAAUCAGAUGAUGGUGGCUUAGACAAAACUAAUCAGAUACAAAAAGAUACGUCAGUUGAACCAUGGAACAAUUCUUGCAGGAUUAAAUGCAAAACUCGUAUUAGCCAGGAAGAAAGGAUAAAUAUUUUUACAUCAUUUUGGAAUCUUGCAAAUGUUAAUAGGCAACGAGAUUUCCUAAAUAAUUUGGUAGAGGUUAUCGAUUGUAAAAGAAGAACAACUGGCACUAACAACUUAAGAAGAUCCAAAUCUAUGAAAUUUUAUUUGUGCAUUAAGGAUUCUAGAAUAAAUAUAUGUAGAACAAUACUACUUAAUACCCUUGGUGUUAAAAAGGGAUUUCUGAAUUUUGCCAUUAAAAAACGUGUCCCAAAUAGUAACACCACAGAAAAAGAUAAGAGAGGCGCUCUAAAAUAUCAGAAGAUGCAGUACAUUUUUUAAAACAACGUAUUCAGAAAUUUCCUACAGUCUCUUCUCAUUAUUGCAGAAAAGACUCAAAAAAAAUGUGCUUG
Anthonomus grandis grandis is the source of this 716-nucleotide messenger RNA. RefSeq lists its product as uncharacterized. The coding region runs from base 1 to 645 and encodes 214 amino acids. The transcript has 5 exons. Lineage: Eukaryota; Metazoa; Arthropoda; Insecta; Coleoptera; Curculionidae. The record is from RefSeq and is a predicted model, not a curated record.